Messenger RNA from Elgaria multicarinata webbii, 1418 nucleotides. It is a transcript of the gene LRPAP1, whose product is annotated as LDL receptor related protein associated protein 1. The record is from RefSeq and is a predicted model, not a curated record. Bases 24 to 1073 code for a protein of 349 amino acids. NCBI's taxonomy places the organism in Eukaryota, Metazoa, Chordata, Lepidosauria, Squamata, Anguidae. Gene Ontology annotation, cellular component: rough endoplasmic reticulum lumen; endomembrane system; endoplasmic reticulum-Golgi intermediate compartment. The transcript has 8 exons. Gene Ontology annotation, biological process: negative regulation of very-low-density lipoprotein particle clearance; negative regulation of receptor internalization. Gene Ontology annotation, molecular function: very-low-density lipoprotein particle receptor binding; low-density lipoprotein particle receptor binding; receptor antagonist activity.
CUGGCCGUCCUCCGCCGGGCAAGAUGCUGCUGCUGCUACUGCUGCUGCUGCCGCCGCUGCUGGCCUCGGCGGGGAAGUACUCGCGGGCGGCCAACGAGGAGGCGGCCGGGGGCGAGGGGCCCGCGGGGUCCGCCGCUCCGGCCCAGUUCCGCCUGGUGCGGCUCAACCAGGUCUGGGAGAAGGCGCAGCGGCAGCUUCAUCUCUCUGCUGUUAAAUUGGCAGAGCUACAUAGUGAUCUGAAAAUCCAAGAGAAGGAUGAGCUGAGCUGGAAAAAGCUGAAAGCCGAAGGGCUGGAUGAAGAUGGGGAAAAAGAAGCCAAGCUUAGGCGCAACCUGCAUGUAAUUAUGGCUAAAUAUGGAAUGAACGGAAAGAAAGAUGCACCGUUGGGGGCCACCAAUUACAUCAAAGACGGCCUGGAGAAUGAUAUGCUUGACGACCCCCGGCUGGAGAAGUUGUGGAACAAGGCCAGAUCCUCAGGGAAGUUCUCGGAUGAGGAACUGGAUAAACUGUGGAGGGAGUUCAUACACCACAGAGAGAAAGUCCAUGAAUACAAUAUCCUGCUGGAGACCGUGAGUCGAACGGAAGACAUCCAGAAAAAUAUGAUCAGCUCGUUGGAGGAAGAGAGCCCGCGCAAGGAGGAGCUUCUGCACCGCAAGCACUCGGAGCUCAAGGAGCGGCUCCACAGCAUCAGCCAAGGCUUUGAGCGCCUGCGCAAAGUCAGCCACCAGGGCUAUGACGCCACCAGCGAAUUCGACGAGCCCCGAGUGAUUGACUUGUGGGACAUGGCCAAAUCAACCAACUUCACGGAGAAAGAGCUCGAGUCGCUGCGGGAGGAGCUGAAGCACUUCGAAGCGAAGGUGGAGAAGCACCACCACUACCAGAAGCAAUUGGAGAUCUCUCACCAGAAGCUGAAGCACGUGGAGGGGACGGGAGACGAGGAGCACAUCAGCAAGAACAAGGAGAAAUACUCCAUGCUGGAAGAGAAGACGAAAGAGCUGGGCUACAAGGUCAAGAAGCACCUGCAAGACUUAUCUAGCAGAAUUUCUAGAGGCCUUCAACACAAUGAACUCUGAAACUGUCUUGUUGAAGUGGGAUCUUUGUACGAUGCCUGCACUGACUACGUCCUGAGAUUUAUACAAUGAUGUGAAAUUCUGAUGCAAAUUGUCUAAGAAGAUGUCUUUUCCUGCUGUGUUUUUAGUUGCUCUCCUGGUCUCUGUAGUCGCUCUUUCAUAUCGGCAUCUCUGUAAAUCCUAUGAUAAAACCCUUGACAGACGAAACAGCAGCCUCUGAAACGACGGAGCAUCCAGGAAGACAAGACCAUGGAGGAGAACUCGCUGAGCUGCUGGAAAGUGCUGUUGGGAGGGAGGGGGUUUUGUUCCACGGUGUUCAUUCCUCGUUUUGAAUAAAGAAUGAAAAUG